Molecule: messenger RNA, 6008 nt
Organism: Hydractinia symbiolongicarpus
Lineage: Eukaryota; Metazoa; Cnidaria; Hydrozoa; Anthoathecata; Hydractiniidae
Product: E3 ubiquitin-protein ligase TTC3-like
Exons: 48
Coding region: 132-5816 (1894 amino acids)
Molecular function (GO): protein binding
Source: RefSeq, a predicted model, not a curated record
UAGUUUCAAGUUUUGUUUUUGUUUAGAUAAGAAUUAAUAGUACAAGUUUCACUGGUUGAAAACUGUGUAGUUUGUAAAAUAUGUUGAUAAUUUUAUGUAUUUUUAUUUGUAGUCAGCUUGAAUAAAACAAAAUGGCGCCUGUAAAAAAGAACGAAACAAAAGGAAAAUCACCUAAAGCUUGUGACCGUGGUUGGUGGAAACUUUCUGAUGAGCAGAGAAAAAAACACAAUGACUUAAUGAGAAUACAAUUAUUGUCUCCGUUUUUAUUUAGUAAAGUAUAUCAAGAAGAAACAUGGAUAGAAUGGGCUAAAAGUGCUGGACUUUUGUCACAGAAAAGGAUUGGUGCUAUGGAUGACUUAACAGAAACGGAGCUGCUACAUACAGAUCUUGCUGAAGUUGCUAUAAAGUAUCUACAAGAAGAAAUUAAACGACACAAAGAAUUUAACGCGAAUGUUACAGAUGUGCAAUUCUUAGAAGAAAUUAUAGAUAAUAUUAACGCAUGUCAACAGAAUGAAUCGUUACAGACUGCUCUUGAAAAGGUUAAAGGAAAACAUUGGUUCAAGACUGUAAGAUCACACCUUUUGAAAUUAUAUGCAAUUGAUGCAUUGAAGCUAGAAGCUGCAGUUUUCUUAGCUGCAUGGCAAGUAAGUACAUAUAUGAAGGCAGUGAGUUCUGGAGAAAAGUUAUUGGAGACAUACAAAGAAGACUCAACAAUGGAUGAGAAUCUCAGCAAAAGCAAGAUGGAGGGAAAUAGAUUUUAUGCUGAUGAAGAAUUUAGUAAAGCAAUCACCAAAUAUACAGCCAUACUGUAUGCAAAGCCUUACAUUUACAUCAUUUAUGGAAAUCGUGCGGCUUGUUACUUGAAAAAAAAAGAAUUUCAGUCUGCUUUAUCUGAUGGUCGACGUGUAACAACACUUAACCCAUCCUGGCAAAAGGGCCAGUACCGAUACGCACAAGCAUUGCAUGAACUUGGUCAAAGUAAAGCAGCAUUAGAUGUGUUAUCAAAAGCAAUAAAAGUAUGCAAACAUACCGAAGACUUAGAAACUUAUCAAGAAGAGAUUCAACAGAAACUUGCUGAUGACAAAAAAAACGCCAUGACUAAUGGUGACCUCAGUGACAAUAAUGGUUGCAACGAUGAUGAGUGGGAAGAUGAUGACAAUUGGAAAGGUGUUUCAAGUGAAGAACUGUCAGACUGUAGUGUGCCAGAUUUACAUUCUGAAUCUGAAGAUGAAAGUGAUAAUAAAGCUUCCUCAAAUAAUGAUAAAAACAAAAACGAUGAGACUGGAAAUCAGGAUAAUGACGAUGUUCCUGCUUUAAUGACAGACUCUGACAGCAACUCAGACGUGGAAGACAAUGGUAUAAAUCAACCAGUUACCAAGACCAACAAAAAGAAGAUUCAAAGGAAGGCAUUUAAAGAUAAGAUGGAUAAAAAUUUCAAAACUCAUUAUAAGGAGGCUGAGGAUUCUUCUGAAGGGACAGAGAAAAGCACUCAAAAACAAGAAAAACUAAAAAAAAAGAGAAAGAAGAAAACUGUCGAAAUAAAAUCACUUGAUUCUAUUGAAGUGAAGCAGGGAGAUUUACAAGUCACCAUGAAGGAGGGGACAAUUGCUUUGUUGUCAAAUCAAAGUCGCACUGCUGCACAUCAGUAUGGGAAAGCAGUAAAGAUUAUUGAAGACAAUGCAUGUCUUGAUCUGCUUUCAGAUUGCAAGAAAAUGGUUCUUCAUUACGCCCAUGGCAUUUCUUUUUAUAAGGCAGGCACACGCACUGAUCUUGUGGAGUCCUUGAAUAUUUUUAUUUCAAUUAACACAAACUUUGGUGAUAAAAAGUUUGCACUAUCUCACUUUGGAAUUGGAAAAGUUUACUGUAAACAAAAUAGAUUCCAGGAUGCACAAGACCCUUUAAGGAAAGCAUUAGCACUUGGAGCACAAAGUGAAAACACUUGCUAUACUUGGCCUGGUUGUGAUGAUGUCAUUGAAGAGUCUAUACCACAUAAACUGCGUGAAGCUGUUACUUUCCUUUUGUCUUGCUGUCUCAAUCCACCGAAACCAGACGCUAUUUGUCGUUACUCCAUGUGUGAACAUACGCAAACUAUCAUAUAUUUUUCAGAUCCAGAUUUUAAAGGCUUUGUACGACUUAUAUGUACAGAAAAAUGCUUUGUUGAAUUUCAUACAAAUUGCUGGAAAAGAUUUCGAUCUGGUUGUACUUUACAAGUAUCUCAAAAGGAUUUUUUAAAGGAUGCUUGUAAAACACCAGAUUGCAUUGGUGUUGUUAACGUUAUUCAAAUAUAUGAAGAGUCUAAUGGAAAUGUGAAAGCAGAGUUCAAAGUUAAUAUUGAAAGGGAAAAAAAGAGACCAUAUGUGGAUAAAAGAAAACGUUUGUUGCCUUCAAGUGAACUUGGCUAUCAGAAGAAAAUUAAGAAGUAUAACGAACGCAUGAAAAGAAAGGAACAAAAGAAACUGUUGGUUGAUAAUGAUAUACAAAAUAAUAAUUCUACCGACGAAAUUAGUGAAGAGAAGAAACAACAUACCUCGAAACACAAUGAAACAUCAGAGGAGACAAGUGAAAACCAAUAUAAUUCACCAGCUGUAGAUGGUGAAAUGUAUGUAUUGAAGAACAAGUAUGAAGAUGACGGUGGAAAAAAGAAGAUAAAAACAAAAAAGGCUGCCAAACAAAAGGUGACGAUAGAGAUUCCUUUCAUUGAGAAUGAGAAGAAAAAGCAAAAUGCUUCAAGAAUGAACAAUGGAUUCGACGUUCCAUCACAGUUACAAGAAGAGAUCUCCUUGUUUGAAGAAGAUUGGCAGAAGAAUGAUCAUGAAAUAGCCUUCAAACCUUACAUCAUUGAUAAUAAAGAUUCAAUUGUGGAUGGUUUCGACUUUUCCCUGUUUAAUCACUUGGUACCAAAUGCAACUGAGACAGCUCUUCAUCUUUUCUCAAUGUUUGAGCAAAUUUUGGAAAUGCAUGGUAGUGCGAACAUACAUACAGAUAAAGAGAUUCUCGAUUUUUGCAACAUUCUAGAUGACAAUUCAAAACUUUUGAUUACGGAAAUAGGCGGACUACGCACAUUUUUAUUAAAGUGUAAUAGAUUUACAUUCGAUAAGAAGCGCAGAGAUGUUGUUUAUCUCACCAGUCAGGAAGAAUUUUAUGAACACUGUCAGAGUAGUAGAACACACGAAAGUUACUAUUCAUCAAUUGAUGAGUCAACUGCGUUUGAGGAUAUAGACCUCAAAAAGUUAUUUCCUUGUCGGCCUGGUUCCAAUGUUAAUUUAAAUCCAAAGGCUGAGGCUUUUGUUCCUGUACAAUUAAACUCGGAAAGUGAGGAUAGUCCAAAAAUAGUGGAAAUCACUGACAGUGAGAUACCACCAAAUGUUGAGGUAUUGAAAAGUUCCAGCUCUUUAGAGACUCCUGUGACAUCUAAUGACAAAACAACUGUGAAAGAAAAUAUUUCAAUGAAACAUUAUAAGGAAUUUGAAAAAAAGUUAAAUAUAGAUUCGACAGAGACACAGAAAGAUGAGGUAAUAAAGGAUACUGCAUUGAAAUCAGACAAAAAAAAUAAUAUUGAAACCAAAAAGGGUGUGAUUUCUCCUGAAACAAAUCCAACCCCUGCAAGAAAGCGAGAAGUGGCAAGCGAGUUUCGCCAGCAAAUAUUAACAGAUAUUAUUAAAACCAAUAAAACAGUGUAUUCUGGUUCUGGAAAAAACACUGAAUUUGAAUUUGAAGUGAUUCAAAAUGAAACGCGAGAGAAUGUUAAUAUGACUUCUUUUAAGCACUCAAGUAACAAUAUGGUGUAUAUUAUAUCAGAUAAAAACAAAGAAAGCAGCUGCAGACGAGACCUUCUUUCCAGAGCAUUAUAUUCAGAUACAGAUAACGAAAAGAAAUCUGUAAAGAAAUGUUCUGCGAAAAACAAUGACAAGACGUCGAAUUCGAAGAAGAAAGACGAAAAGGCGACAACUACAGACAAAAAAGUUUUUGCUACUAAAAAGAAGGAGGAGAGCAAAAUCGAAAAAAUAAAGGAGGUGGAGAGAGUUAAGAAAUUGAUUGAGAAGUCCGACAAGGAACCUCUUUGUGUCGGCGAGGCUGGUGUUCAAGUUGAUUUAAUGCAAAAAGAAAUGUCUGAAAUGAUACGAAAAAAAGAGUCUUUGCAGGAGUUGAAUAAAACUCUCCUUAAUGAUUUGAAAUCUGAACGAGGUAAAAGGGAACAAGAUUUGAAGGUGGAACAUGCUAAAAUAGAAAAGUUAAAAGAGGAUUUGAGUAAGCAAAGAAAUAAAUAUGCAACUAUGCAUGACCGGUUGCAAAGUGAAGUGAGUGAGAAAAAAAAGCUUUACGAGAAAUUAAAAAAAGAAAGCGUGCGUGUCCAACAAGGUAAUGAACAUGAAAUAAAAAAAUUAAGUACUGAAAAUAAAGAUUUGACUGAUCAAGUCAAUGAUAUGAAGGGAGAAAUAAAGGAGUUAUUGGGAAAACAGGAGAGAUUCCAACGUGAAAGGGACGAAAGAGAUAGUUCUUUUGCUGAAUUGAAAUCAACCUUGAUUGGUGACAGGAGACGUCAUCAGCAGGAAAAAUCUGAUCUUGAAGAGAUUGUUCAACGCCUUACAAACAGUCAAUCACAACAAACUCAAAGAGCACAGAGAGUUGAGAUUGCACUGUUGGAAGUGAAGAAAGAUGUUGUCACAACCAAGUAUCGCGAUCAAGCUACCAUUAUACAAAACACGCUUAAUCAAAUGCAAUUCUGGCCGCGUGUACCCGAUGCACACAAGAUCAGAUUAAUCUGGGAAGAAUAUAAGAAAAAUUUUCAAACAUGCUUCGAAAAAAUGCAGGAAGAAUUCCUCGCGCUGAUACAGGCGGUGAAAGAUGGACAACCAUUGGAGAAAAUGCCACCUGCUAAGUAUGCUGAACCACCGCCCUACCCCAAGACGCCAAUGAUGCAACCGAACAUACCAGCUCAGUUAAAAGCCCAACAAAUGCAAAUAAUGGCAGCAGCCCAGCAGCGUCACAGAGUUGUGCCUGUAGCUCCAACAACGCAGAGUUCGUCCUCUGUUAGUAAUCAAACUGACCAGGUGCCAUUAUCACAAACACCAGUGGCUAAACUGAUGGUAGACCCUUACAAAAACAACACUCAAGAAGUUACGAGCGAUGCUACUGUAUCCACUGCAUCUGCUACUUUAUCCACUGUAUCUGCUACUGUAUCAGGGUAUGAGAGUGAUUCUGAGGACUCUGAGAACUCCUCUGGUCAAAGUGAUGAGCCUAAACCACAGAUUAAAAUGAUGGAUCGAAUUAUUAUGAGAUUAGGAGCUAUUUUCCAGAAUUUCUCAAGGGAUGAAUUGGAGUACUUUGCGUAUGAAUAUCGACGAAGACACGGUUCUUUAAGUGGAAUGAGGCUUGACGAAAUUGUGUCGAAUAUCGAACGCAUGAUUCGAACGGAAAGACAAUUUGCUAAUCAGUCUGCCAGCUCACCGAAACAAGCUCCAAGAAGAUCUCAUGUAGACAGAAGUAAACCUCUGUACACACGUCAAUCCGCUGACUUGCCCAAUGUACCAGUGCAUGCAAAACGAGUACGCGCUCACCAUGUGGCGUCAAAUCAUCCUUCUAGACCGGAAUCGUGGUUAGACCAUCCCUCUGCACAUAAACCUGUCAGUAUAUUUGGACAUGAAGAACCUUGCGUUAUCUGCUAUGAAGAUAUGACAAGAAUGACGGCACUCAAGUUGCAUUGUGGGCAUGUGUUUCAUCGAAAUUGUAUUACCUGUUGGUUGAACGAGCAAAGAACUUGUCCCGUUUGUCGUGUGUUUGCUUUGCUUCCCGAUGAGUAUCCAGCCCUUGGGUGAACUAAAGACCGAACAUGUAUACUUAUAGUUGGAAAAGAAAACGGAUAACUGUGUCCCAGUAAAUUUAUAACGUUGGCCGUUUUGCAUAAUAUAAACUAUUUUUUAUUGUUUUUUAUUCUUGAUUUUUGUACUUUUAUCCUUGUUAAAUAUAUCAAUAUUUUUUUGUAUCGAAAAACAGCAGAUCUACACCUA